Diaporthe amygdali is the source of this 924-nucleotide messenger RNA. RefSeq lists its product as uncharacterized. The coding region runs from base 1 to 924 and encodes 307 amino acids. Gene Ontology annotation, cellular component: cytoplasm. NCBI's taxonomy places the organism in Eukaryota, Fungi, Ascomycota, Sordariomycetes, Diaporthales, Diaporthaceae. Gene Ontology annotation, biological process: proteolysis. Gene Ontology annotation, molecular function: aminopeptidase activity. The record is from RefSeq and is a predicted model, not a curated record. The transcript has 4 exons.
AUGGCGCAACCGGCACAGCCGAGCGGGCAUGCUCACGAGGACGCAUGGGAUGUUGACUGGCUCCGUGUUGACUCGAUUCACGAAUUGUACUAUGAGCAGUAUGGCAAUAAAGACGGCAAGCCAGCGAUCUAUCUUCACGGAGGGCCAGGAGGCCACAUUUCAAAGGGAAAUACAGCAUUCUUCGACCCAGGCCAAUACCGCGUUGUCUUGUUGGACCAGCGGGGAUGUGGACAGUCACGACCCAAUGCUGAAAUCCGCGAGAACACAACGUGGCAUUUGGUGGAAGACAUCGAGAAGCUCCGGAAACACCUCCAAAUCGAGAAGUGGCACUUGGUGUUCGGCGGAUCGUGGGGCUCAACCCUUGCACUUGCCUAUGCCCAGACGCACCCUGGGUCUGUCGGUUCACUCGUUCUCAGAGGCAUCUUUGCAGUCCGCCAGCUCGAACUCAACUGGACUCUCAUCAAGGGCGCCAACAUAAUGUGGCCCGAUGCGUUUGAGGAAUUCAUCAGCUUCCUCCCCGAAGAAGAGAGGGGAAAUCAUGUUGAAGCCUACCUAAAGCGAUUGUUGUCGGAAGACGACAAAAUCAGCCUUCCGGCGGCAAGAGCUUGGAACAAAUGGGAACUGUCUAUCGGUACUCUCUAUCCCAGCAGUGAUGCACUGAAGCAGCUGGACGAUGAGUCAUACCUGCUUGCCCAUGCUAGGACAGAGGCUCAUUACUUCACAAACAACGCGUGGUUAGAAGAAGGUCAACUUCUAAAGAAAGAGAGCGUCGACAAGAUUCGCCAUAUUCCUACGACCUUGGUACAAGGCCGAUACGAUGUGGUUUGUCCGCCUAUAACGGCUUGGGAACUGCACAAGGUGUUCCCAGAAUCCAAGCUUCAUUGGAUCGAUGAUGCUGGGCAUAGUGCGCUGGUCAGUCAUUAA